Molecule: messenger RNA, 3404 nt
Organism: Cladophialophora immunda
Lineage: Eukaryota; Fungi; Ascomycota; Eurotiomycetes; Chaetothyriales; Herpotrichiellaceae
Exons: 1
Coding region: 309-3215 (968 amino acids)
Molecular function (GO): protein binding
Source: RefSeq, a predicted model, not a curated record
CAUCUCUCAACAUCUUGCCAACUUUUGCAGUUCAUUGCGUUUAUCACGGUUUAUGAAGGAACGAGACAGCUGUAACUACGAAAUUGCGCCUUGAGGACUUGAUAGAACACUCAGCGGCCUCCAGGAUCACCCCUAUUGGCUUUCCACUCCUCUGUCUCUUCCAUCUUUGGCGGUCACUCCCCUUCUCUCUUCGGUCUAUGUCCAAGAUGCUUCUUGUUGGAAAACCUUGACAGCCCCAGGGUCCAUUCAACGGCUAUGUCAAGAACUUCGUUCCUCUCGUUCAGAAGGUUUAGACAAUAGUCCAUCUGAUGGAUCAAGAACACUUCAGCAACUGGAGUCCCCCACGAGACGAUCUCGAUGGUCUGAUCUCAGGGUAUGAUGCAUCUACUAUUACGCCAGAGGUCAACCGGGCCGCUUGGAGUGAACAGGGCACCGCAACAUCCUCUCCUCGCCCGUCACGCUAUCUCGAACCUUCCUCUCCCGGGAUUAUCAGAUCGCCGCUUCAACAGCCCACCAGCACAGUUCCGAGCUCUAGACCACUCCCCCAGCGAAGGAUAGCUUCUUCAAACCAAAUCCCUGGCUUGGGUUAUGGAGAGCAAUCUCCACCUGUGUCGUUCGAGCCUCCUCUUCGAUCAAUCUUCGUAUCUGGACCACCUACUGCUUCGGUCUCUGCGAACACCGCCCUGGCAUCUCUGAGCGCUGCCGUUUCCUCCAACAAUUCAGGCUCUUUAGCGGCCUUGACAAAUGCUGGCGGAAGUCGGCGUACUAAUAUAAAGGCAGGAGACACCACGCCUUUCGCUUCACCCGCCGCCUCGAGCAGUCGACAUCCUCUCCUCAACCCCGAAAAGGAUGUGGAUGAUCCCACGACGAGCGCAGUCACCAACAAUUUUGACCCUGAUUCUGUCAACACCUCCACUACCCUUGCGCGCUUAUUCAUAACAAGCGACGGAACAAGUCCUGAUCCCACAUCUCGAGUUCAUUCCCAUCUUCGAACCGUGUCCAGUACCAGCCGAAGUUUAGGUGGCACGGCGUCACUCCAAGGUCAUCUCUUUCACCAUGGCUUCGAGGAAGGCCGCCACUCAGACAUUACCGUGUAUGCGUUUGGUCAGAGCUACAGACUUCACAAACUGCUUCUCGAUCGUGUGCCUUACUUUUCGUCUGCGUUCUCCGGAUCUUGGGCAGAAAGUACAGCGCGAGAGAUGAAAAUCCCUUGUGAAGACCUCGAUCCCAAUAUCACCAAAAAUGCUUUCGAGCUGGCCCUGAAGAGGAUUUAUGGAACCCAGUUCCCUCGCCAGGAAGAGGAAGAAGCUAUCGGGCUGUUCGCUACGUCAUGUUGGCUUGAUAUGCCCGACCUAGUAGACUCCUGUGUCGACUCGAUCCUUCGACAGAUGCAGCCAGCUACCCUUCACAGCUUGAUUAAGCUAGUGACCAACAAUUACUAUGGGAAAGCCGGGGAUCGAAUCCUCGCCUCUGCGAAGGCCAUGCUCUGCAAAGAAGGCUGGGAGAUGCCGUAUGAAUACUGGGACGAGAUCCCGGCUGAGAUCAUCCGCGAGAUUGUUGGCGGGGAUCCUUUCUUCGUGCCAAGCGAGUGGGAGCGAUGGUAUCUUGCUUUAAAGCUCUUGAAUCGCCGAUUGAGGGCCAAAGCCAUCGAAGGAGGGCUGGUUUCCUCGAGUGGUCGAUAUCUCUAUCCCAAACCGACAAGUCUGCGAUUCUUUGCAGUGAGAUUUGAUGCACCUUACAGGAUAACUGGACACAACCGCUACGUUUCCGAAAAAGAUGAGGCCUGGGUUGCCCUGUACACGUCUCCGGAAAUCGCACCCCUGCUCGUGCUGCUGGACGAAGGGAUCCAUUAUGUUCAUCUUCGCUUCGAACAAUUGCAGCAGAUUCGGACGCAAAAAGACAUCCUUGGAGUUCCGGUUCUCCCCGAGAAGGUCAUUGGUGAUGCGUUAUGGAUGUCGAUGGAACUUCGACAGAAAGUUCUCAAUGCCAGGGAAACCGACGAGACACUGGGAUUGAGUGAAGUAGCAGAAGAGUUUGAAGAAGCCGAAGAUCAUGCUGAGCAAGCAUCGGUCCACAAGAAAGGAAAGUUGCGAGACGACGGCCCAGCCAGCCAAAAUGAAGUUCCUGCAGAGAUGGAGUCUGGCUCCUGGGAUGGCAACGGCAAACCUAGGAAAUUCUGGAUUCCGAGCAACGAUGUCUCCUGUGUGAUGGGAGGCACUCAAGAAGCUUGUGUAGCGGCCAACUCUACGAGUAUUGCAGAAUGGAGCACGCAUGCAGCGAGAUUGUCGGCUAGCCUCGAGCCUACCGAUGUUGCAUGGGCUCUCGACUUCACAAGUGGCAAUGUAAUCGACAGUGGCAGGCCCCCGUCCAGAGGCUAUUCGCCAACGUCGGCGCCCCGUUUCAGCUAUUAUCCUCCAUUUCGGUUUUCGGCGGAGUUCCCGAGCCCCCGGACGCUCAAGGAGAAGAAACGGGUCUAUUCUCACACGGUUUGGUAUGCGGGGAGUUUGUGGAACCUCUAUAUCCAGCGGGUCAAUAACUCGAAAGUCCCACAGUUGGGCAUAUACCUGCACAGAGCCAAGGAUAAAGAUCCGUGUGAAGACCCCCUUGCCCUUUGGAUGUCUUCCACUGUGGACGAUCGCAUCGGACAGCUGGAGCGGGAGAUGUUGCUUCGGAAGAACGAACGGCGAAACCGAAGUUGGCACGUCAACGAGCCUGUUCGCGGGUCGGCAGUGGAACAGGAAGAAGCAUCAGCCGAAUCGACACAAGAGUAUGAUACUUCAAAUCCGCAAAUUUCGGAGGGUGAAAGAGUGACUUUGCGGCGGCGGAUGGCGAAGUCGGUACAAAAGACUUCACAAAACCCCGAGGCUGCAGGUAGACCAUCCAGCGAUUCCUCUCCCUCGGACGGGCUGAUGCUGGACUCGGACGAGGAGGACGCCGAGUUAUUACGGGCCAACAGGAAGUACAACGUUUCCGCAAUGCCGCCAUACAUGGAUGGCCGUCCAACAAUCCGAACAUAUUUUAAGAUCUAUUCACCGAGUAAGGGCGGGCGACUUUUGAGCAUUUACGAGAGUGCACCAGACAAGUUCGAUGUCAGCAAGAGUUGGGGAUGGAAGAGCAGCCAAAUGCAGCUCGAUGAUGGGAUUGGCGGAUGUGACACGACAAAGUCGAGUAAGGACGGGAAGUUGAGGUAUAUGGUCGUCAUUGGCAACAUCUAAGACACCGGGAAAGCAUUGCAUUUCAAGCAUUCAAGUAGCGUCAAGAUGACGAGUUAUGGAUUUCAACAAGCAACGAAGCGUCGAGCAAGCAGUGACGGCCCUGAGCAAGAAAUGUUUGGGCCUCUUGAUUAUCCAAUACACGAAUGACAAUUUUUUCAUUCAGGAAAAUGAUCAAAACAUUAUCAUUCG